Penicillium antarcticum is the source of this 423-nucleotide messenger RNA. RefSeq lists its product as uncharacterized. The transcript has a single exon. NCBI's taxonomy places the organism in Eukaryota, Fungi, Ascomycota, Eurotiomycetes, Eurotiales, Aspergillaceae. The record is from RefSeq and is a predicted model, not a curated record. The coding region runs from base 1 to 423 and encodes 140 amino acids.
AUGACUACCGUUCGAAUUACAGCCGGACCGUACCAGUUUCGCGCGACGUUUGAAUCAUCGGCUCCUAAAACGGUAGCGCUGUUCCGCUCUCUCCUCCCAUACCGCCAAAAGCUCAUUCAUGUUCGCUGGAGCGGGGAAGGAAUGUGGAUUCCAUUGGGAGAAACCGAUUUCGGACUUUCCUUUGAGAAUCAUACGGCUCACCCUGCUGCGGGUCAGAUUUUGUUGUACCCAGGUGGUAUCUCCGAAACGGAGAUUCUGUUCUGCUACGGCGGGGUCUCAUUUGCAAGCAAUAUGGGACCGUUGGCAGCAAACCAUUUUCUGACUAUCACUGAAGGGGAUGAUAAGCUAAGGGCGCUGGGCGAGCUGGUACUUUGGGAGGGGGCUCAGAAUAUCUUGUUCGAGUUGGAUGAUCCUGAUAGGUAA